Molecule: messenger RNA, 582 nt
Organism: Caenorhabditis briggsae
Lineage: Eukaryota; Metazoa; Nematoda; Chromadorea; Rhabditida; Rhabditidae
Gene: Cbr-clec-266
Product: Protein CBR-CLEC-266
Exons: 5
Coding region: 1-582 (193 amino acids)
Source: RefSeq, a predicted model, not a curated record
AUGACGAUGAAACUGUUCAAUUGGAGUUACAAGGACUUUGGAAAUGGAGCAUUUUCCGAUACCUCACUUACUCAACGCCAACAUUUUGCCGAUUUCCCAACGGAGACUGGAACCUGCCCAGACGGAUGGGUACGCUUCUCCGACUCGUGCUACUGGGUCGAGCAGCACAAGCAAAGCUUUGCUGAAGCCGAGAAACGGUGCUAUGAGAAAAACGCGACAUUGUUCGUGGUGAACUCACAGGAUGAAUGGGACGCCGUUCGCGAGCACUUCCCCCAAAUUGGAUUUACCUGGAUUGGACUCGUCCGCUUCACUCAUCGCGAGAGAUCUGAAGACGUACCAACCUGGCAAACCGAAGGAGCAGUGAAUCCAGCUAAACUCAACUGGCUCAUCCGCCCAUACAAACCAGUUUCCAACGGAUGGUCGAUUCUCGCCAACUGUGCCGCUCACUACAGUACCGCUCUCAACUGGGAAGCUUCUGCCUACACCUACUACCAGCCAUGUUCGUUCAAGCAUUUCUCGAUCUGCGAGAGAAACAGCACCAUCCUCGAUUUCUUGAACAGGAAGUUCGACUUCCAGUCUUAA